AUGGCGCUGCGCCGGGCCGGGACCCUGCACGGCUCCGGGGAGGAGGCCGGCGACGAAGCCCCGGGACCGGUCCGGGCCAGGUCGGGGCUGCCGCUGCUCCUGCUGCUCCUCCUGCUCAGCCCCGGCCGGGCUGGCGCCGCCCACGACCGUCGCGGCCCCGUGGUGCUGGGCAUGCGGCUGGAGCACAGCGACCGGCCGCUGUCCGAGCAGGAGUUGGAGGAGGAGGAGGCGGGCGUGCUGCAGGUGCAGGAGGGCGCCCAGAUCCUGCUGCGCCUCUACGGGCUGGGCUUGAGCGCCCGCGCCUACCAGGCGGUCUACUUCGCCGAGGUGGGCCUGCCCGGCGGCAACAACGGCAGCCGGCCCCGCGGCCCCAACGCCACCUGCCCGGAGAAGACGCAGGACUUGGUGGUGCAUCCCCAGGCCGGCGAGAUCCGCGCCACCUCGGCCGUGAUCGGCGUGAAGGUGCAGCUGCUGCGCAAGGCCCAGCGCUCCAAGCUCUACGUCCUGUGCACCCGGAGCGAUCCCGGCCAGCCCUGGCUGCGCCUGGAGGGCAAGGAUGCCUUCCUGCGGGUGGUGGAGGAGAAGCAGCACCUGCUGCCCUUCUGGCUGCAGAUCAUCCUCAUCCUGACCCUGCUGGCCUUCUCCGGCAUGUUCAGUGGGCUCAACCUGGGUCUGAUGGCCCUGGACCCCAUGGAGCUGCGCAUCGUCCAGAACUGUGGCAGCGAGAAGGAGAAGCGCUACGCCGGCAAAAUCGAGCCCAUCCGCCGCAAGGGCAAUUAUCUGCUCUGCUCGCUCCUGCUGGGCAACGUCUUGGUCAACACCACCCUCACUAUCCUGCUGGAUGACCUCAUUGGCUCCGGGCUGGUGGCGGUCAUCGCGUCCACCUCGGGCAUUGUCAUCUUUGGGGAGAUCGUGCCCCAGGCGCUCUGCUCCCGCCACGGCCUGGCCGUGGGGGCCAACACCAUCGUUCUGACCAAGAUCUUCAUGCUCUUGACCUUUCCCAUCUCCUUCCCCAUCAGCAAGAUCCUAGACUUCCUGCUGGGCCAAGAAAUUGGCACGGUCUACAACCGGGAGAAGCUGGUGGAGAUGCUGAAGAUCACCGAACCUUACAACGAUCUGGUGAGGGAGGAGCUGAACAUGAUCCAGGGAGCGCUGGAGCUUCGGACCAAGACGGUGGAGGAUGUCAUGACCCCUCUUCACGACUGCUUCAUGAUCCACAGCGAUGCCAUCUUAGAUUUCAACACCAUGUCCGAAAUCAUGGAAAGCGGCUACACCCGUAUACCGGUCUUUGAGGAAGAACGGUCCAACAUUGUGGAUAUCCUGUACAUCAAGGACUUGGCCUUUGUGGACCCUGAUGACUGCACCACCCUCAAGACCAUCACAAAGUUCUACAGCCAUCCUGUCCAUUUUGUCUUCCAUGACACCAAGCUGGACGCCAUGCUGGAGGAAUUCAAAAAGGGUAAAUCACACCUGGCUAUUGUCCAAAAGGUGAAUAAUGAAGGUGAGGGCGACCCCUUCUAUGAAGUGUUGGGAUUGGUAACUCUGGAAGACGUUAUUGAGGAGAUAAUCAAAUCAGAGAUCCUGGACGAAUCGGAUAUGUACACUGACAACCGCACCAGGAAGCGUGUGAGCCACAAGAAGGACAAGAGAGAUUUCUCUGCCUUCAAAGACAACGACACAGAGUCCAAAGUGAAGAUCUCGCCGCAGUUGCUUCUGGCGGCUCAUCGCUUUCUCUCCACCGAGGUGACGCAGUUCACGCCUCCUUUCAUUUCGGAAAAGAUCCUGUUGCGCCUUCUCAAGCACCGGGAUGUAAUCAACGAGUUAAAGUUUGACGAGGAGAACAAGAAGUGUCCCCGGCAUUUCCUCUUCAACCGAAACAAGCCGGCUGACUUCUUCAUCCUAAUCCUUCAGGGCAAAGUGGAGGUAGAAGCUGGCAAGGAGAACAUGAAGUUUGAAACUGGGCCUUUUUCUUAUUACGGAGUGAUGGCUUUGAGUCCCUUUUCAGAAAUGCGUUCUCCAUCUCAUAUGAGUAAUCUGAAUCGCUCGGCGUCUCUUUGCUACCACGAGCGCACCGACUCCACCUCUUCCAAUUUCACUGGCAGCAACAACCAGCUUAACGUCAACAUGAGCUCCCAGUACUUCUCAGACUUCAGUGUUCGUGCUCUUACCGAUCUCCAGUAUGUCAAGAUCACGCGCCUCCAGUACCAAAACGGUCUCAUGGCCUCCCGCCUGGAGAGCUGUCCCCAGUCCCCCGACGGGAGCCCCCCCAAAGCGGACCCCUCCUUGGCAGAAAAAGGGAGCACCCUGUCCAACAACGAGAUGAUUGGCCUCUUGAACGAAAGGAACUGCCAGCAUCAAAAGACGAACCACAACCCGCCCGACAAUGUGGUCUGA
Molecule: messenger RNA, 2394 nt
Organism: Protobothrops mucrosquamatus (brown spotted pit viper)
Lineage: Eukaryota; Metazoa; Chordata; Lepidosauria; Squamata; Viperidae
Gene: CNNM4
Product: cyclin and CBS domain divalent metal cation transport mediator 4
Exons: 7
Coding region: 1-2394 (797 amino acids)
Biological process (GO): magnesium ion transport; magnesium ion homeostasis
Cellular component (GO): plasma membrane
Molecular function (GO): magnesium ion transmembrane transporter activity; sodium ion transmembrane transporter activity
Source: RefSeq, a predicted model, not a curated record